AUGAGGCUUCCCUGCAGGCAGCUAUUCCUCUCCGCUCGGUUAUCUCUCUCCUCCAUUGCUGUCGUUCGAUCGUUCGCCACGAGCUACUGUGGUCGGAUCGUCCGAGAGGACUCAACCGGCCGUGCCAUUGCGGUGGAGAUCGACCCUCCGGACCUCGUACGUGACACUCGUGGCUACGCCCUGCCGCGACGCGACCUGGUGUGUCGUGUCUCCAGGAUUCUUCAGUCGCCCUCCACCGCCAAGUCCGACCCGUUCCUCGCACUAUCCGACUACCUUCAGACUCUAACCCUAACACUUACUCCCUCUGAGGUGAGUGAGGUUCUCAAAGCCCUCCGCAACCCGGAGGUUGCGAUAGAGUUCUUUCACUUCUGCACUUCCCUACCGGGUUACCGUCAUGACUGCUUUACCUACAACCGAAUUUUCUCCAUCAUCUCGAAGUUCGGGGUCGACGUGGGUCUUGUCCGCCGGUUACUGGACGAAAUGGAGAAGGAAGGUGUGCGGGGGAACAUUUCAACGAUUAAUAUCUUGAUUUCGAUAUUUGGGGGCGGGGAUUUGGGAAGGUGCUUUGAGCUAUUGAAGAUGUGGUCUCUAAGGUUUAAUGGGUAUACAUACAAGUGCCUUCUUCAAGCAUAUCUUAGGUCCCAUGACGUGGAGAACGCAUUCAAAGUCUAUGAAGAGAUGAGACGAAAGGGUUAUAAGUUGGAUAUUUUUGGUUACAAUAUGCUACUGGAUGCUCUUGCCAAAGCUGAUAAGGUAGGUUUCUUGUUAAAGAUAUGUUUUCUUGAAUUGCUUUUUAUUGGGUUUUGCGAUCCAGCCAUAGUCUGUUAUUUGAUUUCCAAGAUAUCUCACCAGGAAUCUGUGAACCUCAUCAUUUUCUUAAAAUGGCAUAUCAUGGUCUUGUUUUUUUGAUAGACUCGUAAUUUUUUUGCCAUGGAACUAAUGUCUCAGCUUGAAUACACAGUUAUAAGUACCUGUUAUUGAUGGAUAGGCAUAUCUGUGCUAGGUCUUUGAUGUUUUUUGGAGGAUGGUCUUAGUCUAUUGUUCAUCUAAGCCAAAAACAAAAGGAUGACGAAUGGAAAAAAAAAAAGAAGUUACAUCAUCAGAGCAUAAAUCUCAACCGAUUAGCAGAUCAGUACAUACAUUGACCCCUUUAUAAUUUCCUUGUAAGUCUCGUGCCGAGAACAAUUGGAUUCACCCGCCCCCCCUUAUGGCAGUCCCUCUGUGUUUGAAUCGAGCAACAAAUAUGAAUGGAAUCUAGACAUCUUAUAUCUUGUUCUAACCUCUUAUAGUAUGUUCAUAUUCGGGAUAAUCCAUCAAUUUUAAUAACUGGGAGAAUCACGUACCUCAUCUUUAAAUUGACGCUCAUGUUCAAAAUUUUAUCGAAAAAUAAAAAAAGUUGAGGAAUCUGUUUUAUGUUUCUAUAUUUUCCUGACGUGCUUCUUAGUUCUGUAUUAUCCUUCGUUAUGUAUCGGACUGAGAUUUGGUAAACAGGUUGAGCAGGUCCACAAGGUCUUUGCAGACAUGAAACAUAAACACUGUGAAUCAGAUGUGUACACAUAUACUAUUCUUAUAAGGAUGGCAGGAAAAAGAGGGAAAACAGAUGAGUUUCUUCUAUACUUCCAUGAUAUGAUUUCCAAAGGUUGUACUCCAAACUUGAUUGCAUACAACACCAUGAUUCAGGCAUUGGCGAAGAAUCAUAUGGUUGAUAAGAUCUUCUUUAUUUUCUCUAAGAUGAUUGAGAAUGAUUGCCGUCCCAAUGAAUUUACAUACAGUGUUAUUUUAGAUGGCCUAGCAGGAGAAGGGAAAAUCAGUCGGAUACACGAGAUUGUAGAGAUAUCUAGAAAAUUCAUUAGUAAGUCCAUCCAUGCAUAUCUAGUAAAGACAUUGAGUAAACUUGGACAUGCGAGUGAGGCACAUCGCCUAUUUUGUGAAAUGUGGAACUCACAUGACAGGGCAGAUAGGGAAGCCUGUCUAUCCAUGUUAGAGACGUUAUGCAAUGCGGGGAAGACUCUGGAAGCUAUGGAUUUGCUCACUAAAAUUCAUGAAAAAGGGCUUACUGCUGAUAAUAUUAUGUAUAACUUGGUUCUCUCAGCUCUCAGUAAGAUGAAUCAAAUAUCCAAUGUUAAUGCUCUUUUUGAGAAAAUGAAAAAUGAUGGUCUAUCACCUGAUGUUUUUACGUACAAUAUUCUCAUUUCCAGUACUGGUAAGGCAGGGCAAGUUGAUAGGGCUCUGCAGCUCUUUGAAGAAAUGGAGCUUAAUGAGUGUAAACCAGAUGUCGUUACAUACAAUUCUUUAAUAAAUACCCUUGGCAAAAAUGGUGACCUUGAUGAAGCUCAUAUGCGCUUCAAGGAAAUGAAAGAGAGGGGACUGACCCCCGAUGUGUUCACAUAUAGCAUUCUUAUUAAAUGCUUUGGUAAGUCAAAUAGCAUAGAGAUGGCUUGUAAAUUGUUUGAUGAGAUGGUUUUGGAGGGUUGCGCCCCCAACAUUGUGACGUACAAUAUUUUACUUGAUUGCCUUGAGAAAUGUGGAAAAACAGCGGAAGCAUUCAAUAUAUUUGCGACUAUGAAACAGCACAAUCUGACUCCUGAUGCUGUAACGUAUGCAAUCAUUGAACGGCUCCAAAGUGGAUGCCACCGUGCAGUGCGAGUGCGCAAAGAGAGUCCUAUAAGUGGUUGGGUUGUAAGUCCCCUGAAGUAA
Molecule: messenger RNA, 2697 nt
Organism: Spirodela intermedia
Lineage: Eukaryota; Viridiplantae; Streptophyta; Magnoliopsida; Alismatales; Araceae
Source: the annotation of a GenBank genome assembly